AUGAGUGAUGGACUUGGUUUCAGCGAGGACAGACGAGCAGUAGAUGGUGGAGCUGUGCUUCGGAGAAGAAGUGUGAGUGAUUGGAUUCAUCAGAAGGGGAAUGGGGAUGGGGUGGGAGAGCUGGGAAGAGAAGGGGACGCAGAGAGAGAGGGAGGAAUUUGCGGGUCUCACAAUAGACACGUCAUCAGGUAA
Molecule: messenger RNA, 192 nt
Organism: Prunus armeniaca (apricot)
Lineage: Eukaryota; Viridiplantae; Streptophyta; Magnoliopsida; Rosales; Rosaceae
Source: the annotation of a GenBank genome assembly